UUGCUCUGGUCUUUUUACAGGGGAGUGGAGGCUGGAAGUGGGCGGACGAAACUCCCCUUUCAAACUGCGGCUACAAGGGCUGGGCCCCCGGGGAGCCCGGCAACAACGGGGGGCAGCAGUGCGUCAUGCUGAAGGCAGCAGCCGGCUUCAAGUGGGACAACGCCGGGUGCAGCGAGACGAAGUACUUCAUCUGCCAAACAGGACCGGGAGAUACGGCCGCCUGUGGGGGACAGUCAGCACGAGAAGUGGAAGCUGAUGAUGCGGACCCGGCAUUCGAGUUUAGCGCAGUUGGGGAGGAGGAGGACCCGGAUGUGGAUGAGGACCAGACUGAUGAAAUCCCGCGAGAGCAGCUGGGCGAGACUUGGGAGGACCAGGACGCUGAUGACGUCAGCGAGGAUGAGGUGGAUGAAGACGCCAUCUUGGAAGAGCUCGAUGGUCUCCUGGAGGAGCUGAGGGAGAUUGUUGAGGAGAAACAGAUGGAGAUGGAGGAAUGGGUUGAUGAGAAGUAGUAGGGAGUUAUUAGAGAAUCCUACAAGAGUAAAAGUUAACGGCGAAAGUAGAAAAGUGAAAGUUAUCGGUGAAAGUAACAAAGUUACGUUUUUUUUCUUUAUUCGUCUUCUAUAGUGGUAGAACAUGUGUUGUCCUUAUAAAGUGUUUUGAGAAAUUUCUAGAUGAAAUAUAUUACAUCAAAACAUACAAAGGUUAGCUUUAGCUUUUCAGUGCAACUGUCAUGAAGAAACCGAGAGGGGUUGAGAAAACUUGUAGCUGGGAGGGAGAGAGAGAUGGAGAAAGAGAGAGAGGGAUCUGGAGAGACAGGCAGGUAUAAGAGAGAAAGAGGGAGAGAGCGAAAGGGAGAGAGAAGCAUAACGAUGGAGAGGGAGUCUGGUUGUAAUGACAGCACAUGUUAGUUAAAUUUAAGUUACGUUACGACAUUAUUCUCGGUGAUAAAAGUAAAUAUACUUUGCUGCGUAACUGAUACGUCAGAGCAUGUUUUGUUCUUUGGAAAGGUUUUUACUAGUUAAGAUUAUAACGUUAUAUUUGGUGAAACAAACAAGCAAACGUUAGCGAAGACUGUAGCAGAUAGCAGAACAUGCAUUGUUCCCCUAAGUAUUUUGACUAUAGCUAAGAUACUAAUAUAAGGACUGUUUGCUGUAAGUAUGUCCGUCGAUUUUGAGGUGAUUAAAAUGGGUAAAAAUGGACACAUUA
Branchiostoma floridae (Florida lancelet) is the source of this 1206-nucleotide messenger RNA. RefSeq names its product probable DNA-directed RNA polymerase subunit delta. Lineage: Eukaryota; Metazoa; Chordata; Leptocardii; Amphioxiformes; Branchiostomatidae. The record is from RefSeq and is a predicted model, not a curated record. Bases 126 to 509 code for a protein of 127 amino acids. The transcript is spliced from 3 exons.